AUGUCGGUUGCGGCGGCGAGGUCCCCGUCCCCGGGCCCGGCGGCGAGGCCGUGCUGCGGCCUCAGGCGGAGCGCCGACUCCAGCCCCUUCAGGCCCGCCGCGUCCCCGCUCGAUUCUCCGCAGAGGAGCUCCUCCGUCUGCAAGAACGGCAGCGGCCGCGCCUCGCCGCGGCCCUUCUGCGCAGAGAAGGAGAACGACCCGCGGGAACCUGCGAGGACGCACAAGGUCCGUUCCAGCGGUGUCGGCGGCGGCGGCGGCGGCGCGAAGAGCUUCAUGGCGCCCACCAUCUCCGCGGCCUCCAAGGCCGUCGCGCCGUCCGCCUCGCCGAGGAAGAGGAUCCUGGGGGAGCGCAACGACCCCGUCCCCUCGUCCCCGGGCGACCUCGCGCACUGCGCCAAGCCCAGGGGCGCGCCUCAGCACGAUGCCGCUCCUCUGGGCGCGCCCCACCGCCUGCGGCUCUCGCUAGACGGGGCGCCCGCGCCUCCCCCCGCGGCCGCGCCGCCCGCCUCGCGCUCCUUCGGCGGCGACGAGGAGGCGGGGAACCCCGUGUGCGAGAGCCGCCAGGACGGUGGCUCGGCGGCCGCCCCGUACGACCCCAAGACGAACUACCUCUCGCCGCGGCCUCGCUUCCUGCGCUACAAGCCCAACCCCCGCGUCGAGAUGUACCGCCACAGCGGUGGGGGCGGCGUGCGGCGGCUCGAGGAGGGCUUCGCGUCCGAGAGCAGCAGCGACACCGCCACCACCACAGAGGAGGACGUGUCCGAGGAAGAGCGAGAGCAGACGACGCUGUCGUCGGUGCUAGAUGACUUCACGGAGGAGGAGACGUCGGCUCUGGCUCCUGCACCUGAGCCCGGAGUCGAGCCUGCUGCUUCGGCCGUGGCUGGCGUCCUGCAGCCGCAUCCCGCGCCGGAUUCGCCACUAGCUCGCGUGCUGACAACGGAGCAGAUGGAGUCCCCGCGAGCUGGUGGCGUGCUGACACCUGAGCAGGAGCCUGCAGCGAGCCCCGCGCCCGCUCGUCCCAAGAAGAAGAAGAGGUCUCCGCUGAGGUUCCUGCUUGCCCCCUUUGCUCUAGUUCUGUUCGUGGCUGCAGCGUUCAUCUGCAUGCCACCGCCGCCGGGUUCCCCGGUCAUGCUGAACACCUCCCAUUCGAAGGUGUCAGACUUUAUUUUAGUUCAAGAAUUGCAUCCUGUGGAGUUGGCUGCUAGGCUCAAGCAAUGGUCUAGCAGUUCGUUGGACUUUGUCACGUCCUACUGGGAGGCUCUUGCGCCUUCCCAAGAACAAGAGGUCUUUGGUCCGCACUUUGCAGCCAAUUUGAGUGCUGCACCUGCGGUAGAUGCAGAUCAUGCUGUUGGUUUCUAUUAUGGUGCUGCUCAGACAGGCCCAAUCAGUGUGGAGCAGAAGUUGGAGAUUCAGGAGGUUGUUUCAGAGAGUGAUACUGAGAUGAUUGCAGAGCCUGAUGUAGAGAAAAUGGCAAACUUUGGUGAUGCUGAAGUAGAAGAACCUAUUGAUGAUGCUGAAAUGGAACAUGAAUCUGCAGUACCAAGUCUCAUUCAGGAGCCAAAUGACUCUGUUGAUGCUGAAGUAGAAGAACCUAUUGAUGCUGAAAUGGAACAUGAAUCUGCAGUACCAAGUGUCCUUCAGGAGGCAAACGACUCUGUUGAUGCUGAAGUAGAGGAGUUUAACACUGAGAUGGAAGAAGAAGUUUCAGGUAGUAGUGGAGAAGAGAUGGCUCAAGAAGUUUCAGGUAGUGUUAGUGAAGAGAGGGCAGCCUUCAUUCAGAAUUCAGACAUCCCUUCUCAAUCUGCUGCUGAGCCUGAACAAGCAGAGGACAAGGCCAAGUCUUCCUUGCAGCAAGAUGUUCAGACUGAGGACUCUGAAGGUGAUCAUGCUGAUGGCCAGGAGGAUCAGGAUGCGCACCAGGGCGAGAAGUUGGGAUCUGAUAUGUGGUCAAGUUACUUGGACAAAAUCUCAAACCCUGCUGCACUUGGUGCUGCUCUUGCUGCCAUUAUUGUUCCAGCUGUUCUGGCGCUCCUUUAUAUAAGGCAGAAGCAAGCUCGUGUUGCCUUGGACUCCAAUGAACCAGCUGAGCAAGUUGAGCUGGUUGAGCAAGUUGAAAGUCUUUCUGGUUCAGGAAGCAGCGAGGGGUAUGCUGCGGCCAAGAGUUCACAAUUUCAGAAUCCUGUGGUAGAAGAAUCUGAGAAACUUGGUGGCUCUGGUGCCUCACAGUAUAGCAGCAGCUUGUCUUCUGGGCUUGGCAGGAGGAGAAAGGCCAGGGAAGAAGUGAGUUUAGGCCUUGAGCCGGUGGUGUCGAGGAGGGAUUCCACAGCACAAUCCACAGCAUCUUAUGGUAGUUUCACCACAUAUGAGAAGAUCCCUGCCAAGAAGGGAAACAAGGAGGAUGAGGCCAUGACCCCAGUCCGGCGUUCCAGAAGAAAUGUAAAACCACCAGAAGCCUAAGACGAGGGCAGCCGGUCCUCUUAACUACUUCCUAGAGGAUCUAACUCUUUAGAUAUAGCAUACUUGCCACUUUGCUUAAUGUCAUGGACAUGUUUUAGUAUUGGACAGAUGUCAGAUGUGUAUGGCGUGAUAAACAGCUCUCUGCUGUUUUUCCUUCAAAAACGAUUAGGACUUGUGUGUUUAGCAUAACUGCAUAAGAUUUCAUAAUUGAUUGUUAACUUGCUUGU
Panicum hallii is the source of this 2684-nucleotide messenger RNA. RefSeq lists its product as uncharacterized. The transcript is spliced from 3 exons. The record is from RefSeq and is a predicted model, not a curated record. The coding region runs from base 1 to 2457 and encodes 818 amino acids. Lineage: Eukaryota; Viridiplantae; Streptophyta; Magnoliopsida; Poales; Poaceae.